GAGGGGGUACUGCUGCUGCCUGGUCAAGGAUUGCCAGGGCAUCCUUUUUCUAAAGGAGGCUGCAGCACUUGCCUGCUGUUUAUGCCUUCCCUCCUGGCUCUGGGGAGAGGGUGUGCAGGCUGGAGGCAGCAAACGCGCAUGGGAAGAGGCAAGGCUGAGGGGGAAGUUUGGCUCCCUCACAGGGAAAACAUUCUUUUUUUUUUUUAUUCUGCAUUAAAACCAGGCAGAAGUAACAACUGAUACUGCUUUUUCAGCAUGGAUUUUUGCUGUCUUUCAUUUCAAGAUUCAGUGGGGUAAGGUGGCUUCAGAACUGUGCUGCUCAGAAGAAUUGUUUUAGUAGUCACCUCUGUCGAGGCCUCUGAGCUCCUUGCUGCAAGGAAGAGGAUAGGGCUGACCUGAGCCAUGUCCAAUGACCCUCCGCCCCCCUACCCGGGCGGCCCCUCGGCACCGCUGAUAGAAGAGAAGCACGGCCCACCCCCUGCCGCAGAUGGCGUCGCCCCAGUUGUGGGACAGCCCCAGGGGGUUCCCAUCCCCCCUCCUGAAUUUGGGCCCCCCCCAUACGAGCCGCCCUCGCAGCCGGGGUUCGUGCCCCCCCACAUGCCCACAGACACCUCUGGGCCCUACGUGCCGCCUGCAGGUUACUACCCGCCCCCAGGUCCUCACCCCCCCAUGGGCUACUACCCUGCUCCGGGCCACUACCCCUCCCCUGGCGGCCACACAGCGACAGUGCUCGUCCCGUCGGGGGCUGCCACCACAGUGACGGUGCUGCAGGGAGAGAUCUUCCAGGGUGCCCCCGUGCAGACGGUGUGUCCCCACUGCCAGCAAGCCAUCACCACCAAGAUCACCUACGAGAUCGGGCUCAUGAGCUUCCUUCUUGGCUUCUUCUGCUGCUUCGUGGGGUGUGAUCUCUGCUGCUGCCUGAUCCCCUGCCUCUUCGAUGACUUCAAGGACGUGACCCACACGUGUCCCAACUGCAAGGCCUACAUCUACACGUACAAGCGCAUGUGCUAACAGCACCCCGGGAGCCCGAGCUGCUGGAACAACACCAGCCCCCCUCCUGCUGCUGCCGUCCUAGUCUGUAACACUCUUUCGCUUAACCCUCCUCCGGUGGUGUGUAUGUGUGUGUCCCUGGCUCCCUCCUGCUCAGAGCUGCGAGCACCUUCCCCCCACUCCGGUCCUCGCUGUGAAUGGUUGGAUGGGUGAUGCUGGUGCAGCUGCCCAGGCCCCAGAUGCUGUGUGUGAAGCUGCCCUGCAGCACGCAGGAGUUGGGGGGGGGGAAAAGGCCCCGUCCCUCUGCACCCCCUUACACUCCAGGGCACUAGUGAGGCCCCUCUGGCCUGGAGCAGCCUGGGGAAGAGCAGCAGCUGCUGGAGGUGCCAACCCCAUCCCCUGUGGUGCAGGGGGUGCUGGCUGCAGCGAUGUGCUGCCUCCCCCCAGGGAGCUGCUGCAGGCUGGGGAGCACCAGGAGAGGAAGGGGGACCCCAGCAGCACACACAGGGCAGGAACCACUGCCUUGGUGGCACUUUCAGGAAGGGGCUUGCUGGCAGAGAGGGGAGUGCCACACAUGCCCAGUUUCCACAUGGGUCAGGGCCCUCUCCGGCCCCCCCCCAGGCAGAGCCCCUGCCCGGGGAGCAGCCGGCACGCUGCGCUGUGGGGGGCCCGGCAGCAGCACUGCACCCUCCAUCUGCACCUCCGUCCUGCGCCGGCUGCAUGCGCCUCCUCCCAGCCCUGCUGCGGCUCUUUCGGGGAAGGGAAACCCCUGGCAGUUCCUCACCCACCGUUCGUGAAACAUGCACCAGUCCUGUCACUCCCUGCCCGGCGCUGUAGAGUAGAGGCGUUUGUUCCCAGGCCACAGCCCUGGAGCAGACCCGUGCCUGCCCACUGCGGAGCCGCAUCCUGAGCCCAGCGGGGUCUGUGUGUGCACACCCUGCGGCACCUGUCCUGCCACCACCCGGGGGGGGGGAGGCGGGGUGUUUCCUCCUUGCAUGUGGGUGUAGGGGUUUAUUUUUAGCUCACUUGAUUGGGGGGCAGAAGGAAGGGGGCAAGGGGGCAGUGACAGGAGCUGUCAGCAGCACUUGACAGACAAGAGCAAGAGGACCUGGGAGCCAUUUUCAGCCUCUCCGUGGCUGCACUGCCUCCUCCCUCCCCUGGCCCCCCGCAGCCAGGGCAGGGGGUCUCAGUACACAGGUCUGCAGACGCAGCCUGGCCUGCACAGACAGCUGCUGUUUGCUCAGAGGUGGAACUGUGGCACUACAGUGUUUUUCUGUAAAUAAAUAACAGACCCUGA
Messenger RNA from Athene cunicularia (burrowing owl), 2287 nucleotides. It is a transcript of the gene CDIP1, whose product is annotated as cell death inducing p53 target 1. Gene Ontology annotation, molecular function: zinc ion binding. The transcript has 6 exons. NCBI's taxonomy places the organism in Eukaryota, Metazoa, Chordata, Aves, Strigiformes, Strigidae. Gene Ontology annotation, biological process: tumor necrosis factor-mediated signaling pathway; intrinsic apoptotic signaling pathway in response to DNA damage by p53 class mediator. The coding region runs from base 403 to 1011 and encodes 202 amino acids. The record is from RefSeq and is a predicted model, not a curated record.